CUAUUUUUAAGGUUAUAAUAUUUAAAAAAUAUUAAUUUUAUUCUCUAUUUAAAAAUAAAUUUAUAAAACCAUUACAGACAUGCCUAGAAAAUGCUCAGUAGGUAAUUGUCGUCGAAAUUAUGACAGUGCAAAUGAGCAUGUUAAAGUUUACAAAUUUCCAAGUGACAAAGAAUUAUGUGAAAGAUGGUUAGCAGCUUUACCAAAUAAAAUUCAAUCACCAACAGACAAUAUGGGUGUUUGUGAAAAGCACUGGCCUUUGGGGUGUAGUAUGCACUAUCCAAAAAGAUCUAAAUAUCAGAUUCCAUCAGAUCCUCCUUCACUAUUUCCUGGGUGUUUUCCUUCAAUGUUACGACAAACAGGCAAAACAUUCCCUCAAACAAAUUUUGAAAAAAUUUCAAUUAAAUCAAGAAACUCAUUCUGUGAUGAACUCGAUUCUUUCAACAAAAUUGAUAAAAUAAAAAAUUUUGAAGUCAAACAGUUUCUUACAGAUGUAAAGCAGCGGUUUCCUGAUUAUUUUGUUGUUACAAAUGCAUUGGAUCUGACUGUUUUUAAUAUGACAUUUUCGCGUCCACCAGAAACUAAUAUUUCUGUUACAAUCAAUACUCACACUCAACAGUUACAUGCUUAUAUCAAACACACACAAAUUCAUUGCAAUGAUAUUUUGGGGUUUUCUCACAAACUCACUCGGUGGUCGCAGUUAGAAGCAAUUAUUUCAAGAAUGAAGUCAUCUAAACCUCAAUUAAGCGAGGAACUAAAACAUUUAUUGCAAGAGAUUAAAUGUACAUAUGGAGAAAAAUCUGAUGAAAUAAAUUUUUUGAUUGAACAACUACAACUGCAGAUGAUGCCUGUGAGAGGCAAGCGUUACUCUACGCUAGUUGUACGACGAGCUUUAGAACUCUACCUUUCUUCAAGAUGCUGCUAUCGAAUUCUUUGUGAUACACUUUCACUCCCACAUCCAAGAAUUCUUAAACUAAAAUUAGGCAGAAUCGGUGAAGUAGGAACACAAAAAGAAUGUGAAGAAUGUAUUAAAACCGUGUUUGAAACAUUAACUAUUGCGGAAAAACGUUGCUGCCUGCUAUUUGAUGAAAUGUAUGUAAAACCAAGUAUACGUUUUCGUGGAUGUCAUUUAAUUGGUUAUAGUGAAGACAAUCCUGCUGAAAUUUCCAAGACAAUUCUUUGUUUUAUGAUUAAGCCAAUGUUUGGAAAACCAGCUUUUGUGUGUCGUAUGGCUCCAGUUUAUAAGCUAUCUGGCAUUUUUGUACAAAAUUUAAUUGUUGAAAUCACACAGACAGUUGCUAAACUUGGUGGAGAAAUUUUAUGCCUUAUUUCAGACAAUCUUCCCACAAAUCGUAGCAUAUAUCAAUUUUUUGCUUUAAGUUUAAAUGAGCCAUGGCUUGGUAAUAUUUGCAACCAAAGUAUAAUAAUGCUUCAUGAUCCAGUGCACUUGUUUAAAUCAAUUCGAAAUAACUGGCUUACAUAA
This is a messenger RNA of Hydra vulgaris (swiftwater hydra), 1480 nucleotides long. RefSeq lists its product as uncharacterized. The record is from RefSeq and is a predicted model, not a curated record. NCBI's taxonomy places the organism in Eukaryota, Metazoa, Cnidaria, Hydrozoa, Anthoathecata, Hydridae.